Molecule: messenger RNA, 462 nt
Organism: Penicillium longicatenatum
Lineage: Eukaryota; Fungi; Ascomycota; Eurotiomycetes; Eurotiales; Aspergillaceae
Product: Ctf8 family protein
Exons: 1
Coding region: 1-462 (153 amino acids)
Biological process (GO): mitotic sister chromatid cohesion
Cellular component (GO): Ctf18 RFC-like complex
Source: RefSeq, a predicted model, not a curated record
AUGCCUUCGAUACGCCUCCAUCCUCAAUCCUCGUCCUCGGCAGAAAAGACUCCUUAUCCUGUCACCAAUCCCCUUCCUCAGCUCCUCCAAACCCCGUCAGGCCUCGCGCUGCUCGAGCUCCAAGGCACAAUCAAUCUCCCCUCCACAGAACAAGAUGAAUAUGAUACUACACCGGCGCCCCAAUCGCCGAAUGGCGUAUCCUACGAGACUCCGAUCGGCAAACUCAUGUUCCCGGAUUACUCUACCCUGAAUCCCGACGACACCAAGUGGAUGAAACGCGCAUAUCUCUAUGUGGGUCGGUACCAGCGCAUGACCGGGGAAGUGAAGAAAUUGCCCAAGCCAAUUGCUUUAUUGCAGAAGCGGGCUUCUUCGUCUACGGAGAUUGAGGAUUUAGAAGUUGUGGAAAUUAUUCGGUACAAGGUGUUCUUCAAGAAUCGACCGGAACCUGUGAAUAAUAUCUGA